CCUUUGCACAGAAGACCACUCGUUGGCAUCGACCGAAUUAGUCAUUACAUCGUCAUUUUCAAUUCUAAAUCAACAUGCGAAGAGCACUGUUGGCUGGCGUGGUUCUUAUAGCCUCGGUUGCUGCCCAAGACACAGAGAUCUCGUCCUGCAGCGCUCUCUCUUGCAUCAAUUCCGAAAACCAGGGCGUCUGUGCAUCGGCCAACUCUUCUCGCGCCGUUGGGGUGGGAAUGGCCUCUGAAGUCCUCGUCAUCUCGGGCGAGAAACUUUCCUUCACUUUUGUUGACGGCAGCCCAGAUGGCGUACUUGUAUCCCAGGAAGGCUACCAAUUUUCCACCCAGACGCUCUAUGUCGGCGUGCCCCCAAACCAUAACUCGAGCAACGAAAGGGCCGUAUGUGCCCUGAUGUUGCAACAUCAGGCGCAGACAUUUGGACUGCCGGAGGACAGCGCGCGAAACACAACUUCUUGCCGCGCAGUAAUGCCCGAUAGCUGUCAGAACGAAAUGACCAGUUUAGUAGAGCGGUUCCAAUACACUGGAAGCGCUCAGAGCAACCAGACCGGAGGUACCUCGCUGCCACGAUGCAAGUCGCUGGCGCAAUUUCUCAACACCAACAUCAACCACGAACUGUCCUUUUGCGGACGCUACACCGGCUUCAUUAACAUCACCGGAGGCCCAAUCUCCGGUGCGGACCUUUCUCCCAGCCCGGUUCGGCUCCAAAGCGAAGGCUGCCAGCCCGUCAUCCCCGAGAGCUACGAGCUCCGCAGAGUUGCUGAGAUGCGACAGAUUCUUCCCACAGGAGAGGUCAGCAGCCGAUCUUCGGGUGGCCGCUCAGGAGUGACUCCCAUCUUCAUGGUUCUAUACGACGAGGAAGGAGGCAGCCCUAUCGUGCAACUCACCUGCAUGAGGACGUUCAACUCAGAUGGCGAGGAAAUGCCGGAUGCUUUGAACACCGACGAAAGCAGCGCCAUCCGAAAAGAGCCUCGUGCCGUCGCCGGGAUUAUUGCGUGUCUUCUCAGCUUUGCCUUCCUCCUUGCCUGAUCAGCGUAAUCAAUCAUUGCGUCAGGAGAACCACUUGCAGGGUUUAGAUUGGAAGUGAUGGUAGCUAGAAUGCGUUCCUUGUAAUAAAAAAGUAUGAUAAAUCUUUGCUCAUGCUAUACUGGAAGCAAGCAUAUUCAUGUAAAGUAUAGAAGAUUAAAGAUAGUCCUGCGUUCUCUUCGUAAGCAAUUGCAGUUUACGUAGGGCUUUAGGUUUAAGUGAUGGGUAGUUGACUAGGUCGGUAUUCAAGGUCUAGGAAUAUUGGC
Colletotrichum destructivum is the source of this 1300-nucleotide messenger RNA. RefSeq lists its product as uncharacterized. Lineage: Eukaryota; Fungi; Ascomycota; Sordariomycetes; Glomerellales; Glomerellaceae. Bases 75 to 1037 code for a protein of 320 amino acids. The record is from RefSeq and is a predicted model, not a curated record. The transcript has a single exon.